CUGUAUGUAGCAAUCGUGCACUGCAGUACCACUAGGUAUGGAGAGCGGCGCUAUUCCUGAUGGCCACAUCACUGCAUCCACUACACACCCGGAUUGUGCCACCAGCAAAGCUCGUCCUCAUUCCCUGGAGGAGAGUCUCACAAGCCAGGGAGGAUGGGCCGGAGCCUGGUGUGCCGCACACCCGCUGAACACCAACCAGUGGCUACAGGUUGACGUGGGAGCAGAGACUACUGUAGCUGGAGUUAUCACCCAGGGUAGGUCCAGCGACACUUAUCUACAAAGGGUAACCUCCUACAAACUACGCUUCAGCAGAGACGGAAGCACGUGGUCUACAUACCUGGACAAACUGGGGCGUGAGAAGGUCUUCUCUGGCAACACUGAUCAGGACACCGAAGUGCGUCACCUGUUGGACCCGCUGGUAACUGCACGUUACGUCCGGUUCUGGCCGCAGACAUGGACUGGACACAUCAGCAUGCGGGUGGAGGUCUUGGGGCAGGACUGCACCGGUGACUAGACGCAGCAUGAAGACUGGAGAUUUCCAAAGCACAGAUUUGCACAUAACAGGAUACAUGUACAU
Messenger RNA from Branchiostoma floridae (Florida lancelet), 577 nucleotides. Its product is annotated as EGF-like repeat and discoidin I-like domain-containing protein 3. NCBI's taxonomy places the organism in Eukaryota, Metazoa, Chordata, Leptocardii, Amphioxiformes, Branchiostomatidae. The transcript has 4 exons. Bases 38 to 514 code for a protein of 158 amino acids. The record is from RefSeq and is a predicted model, not a curated record.